CAAAUGAUGAUCUUCUUUCUCACUUAUAUAAUAUCUCGAAGAUAGUUUACUAGUAUGUCGCCUAUUAUAGGCUAGCAUCAAGUACUCUUGUCGCUAGUUUUUCGUUCUUUAUCUCUUCGUCAUCUUUUGCUUUAUAUAUAGUUAUAGUCUAAAAGAAACCUAAAUCAACAAGUAGCCAUGGCAAAUAAUAACAACGAGGAAAAAGCUCGCCAGCUCCUACUUCAAGCAGAGAAAAAACUCGGAUCUUCGAAAGGUAUUCUCUCGUCAUUGUUUGGAAGUCCUUCCAAGACUGAAGAAGCAGCUGAAUUAUUUGUCAGGGCUGCAAAUGCAUUCAAGAUGGCCAAAAACUGGGCUUCUGCUGGACAAUGUUUUUGUAGAGCAGCCCAGCUUCAGAUUAGUCUUCAAAGUCGACAUGAAGCUGCAUCACAUUAUGUUGAUGCAGGGAAUGCUUACAAGAAAGCUGAUCCAAAUGAAGCUAUCAACAGUCUCUUGAAAGCUGUUGAAAUUUACACAGAUAUGGGUAGAUUCACUAUUGCUGCCAAACAUCAUAUUACUGUCGCUGAAAUCUAUGAGAAUGAGUUGGCUGACAUUGAGCAGGCUAUUUCUCACUAUGAACAAGCUGCUGACUAUUAUAAAGGAGAAGAAUCCACAAGUGCAGCUAAUAAAUGCUUCCUGAAAGUAGCCCAAUACUCAGCACAGCUAGAGCAGUACCAAAAAGCAAUUGAUAUUUAUGAAGAGGUUGCUGCUGCUUCAAUGGAGAAUUCCUUACUGAAAUACAGUGCUAAAGAUCAUUUCUUUCGAGCUGCUCUCUGUCACAUGUGUAAUGAUAUUGUUAAUGCUAAACUGGUGAUUCCAAAAUACGAGGAGAUGUUCCCUGCAUUCUCUGACUCAAGGGAGUGUAACUUAUUAAAGACUGUUUUGGAUUCAAUGGACAACAUUGAGGCAUUCACUAAAGCUGUUAGUGACUACGAUUCCAUAUCUCGGCUAGACCAAUGGCUGACGAUGAUUUUCUUGAGAAUCAAGAAUAAAAUCACAGAAGAGGAGGAGAACAUUUGUUAAAACUUCUAGGAUGUUUUCCUUGUUGACUGUUAGUUUUUAACCCUCUUCCUUAUUACCUCUUUUUUUCAACAAACACAUUCUCUUCCUCUCCCAUCAUUUCUUUAAUUUUAGGGUAGGAAUUAGUUACACUAUCCUAAGCACCCCCUCUCCCUUAUGCAAUUAAACUAUUACAGAGAAGUUUGUUAUCAGUAUACCCCUUUCACUGUAUUCUGUAAGAUUAGGCUACUAGUAAUCCUUUGAGAUCCUACUUUCUAAUCUAAUCCUUGUUACUUGAUGCUAUUUUUAAAAUCUCUUUCUCUCUCUCUCUCAUAUAUAUAUAUAUAUAUAUAUAUAUAUAUGUGAAGAUAUUUCAAUCAGCACAAAAAGAG
Messenger RNA from Octopus bimaculoides (California two-spot octopus), 1427 nucleotides. Its product is annotated as alpha-soluble NSF attachment protein. The record is from RefSeq and is a predicted model, not a curated record. Gene Ontology annotation, biological process: intracellular protein transport; SNARE complex disassembly. Gene Ontology annotation, cellular component: SNARE complex; vacuolar membrane. NCBI's taxonomy places the organism in Eukaryota, Metazoa, Mollusca, Cephalopoda, Octopoda, Octopodidae. Gene Ontology annotation, molecular function: soluble NSF attachment protein activity; syntaxin binding.